This is a messenger RNA of Limanda limanda (common dab), 2492 nucleotides long. RefSeq names its product reticulophagy regulator family member 2 (gene retreg2). The record is from RefSeq and is a predicted model, not a curated record. The transcript has 9 exons. NCBI's taxonomy places the organism in Eukaryota, Metazoa, Chordata, Actinopteri, Pleuronectiformes, Pleuronectidae. The coding region runs from base 33 to 1808 and encodes 591 amino acids.
UCCAAAACAACACAACAAAGUGUGGGAGCAACAUGGCGAGCGGAGAGGAGGCCACGCGUCUCCCCCCGGUUCCCUCCUCCUCUUCGGUCGGCCUGGAGUCGCUCUUCCCCGCCGGCUCGUCGGAGCAGGCCGGCGGCGACGUGGACCCGGAGCUGGUCCGCCUGCGGCUCCGGCUCCAGGGCUGGCUGGCCCCGUACGAGCCGCCGCUGCUGUGGCUCCAGCGGCUGCUGGUGUGGGAGAGGCCGCUGUGCAGCGUCUGCGUGGCGCUGACCCUCAACACGCUGUUCUGGCUCCUGUCCUCCACCUCCCUGCGGCCCCUCUUCCUGCUCAGUGUCUCCCUGAUGGGACUCAUGCUCCUGGAGAGAUGGAAGCCCAAGGUGCCCACUGUCACUGCAGAUCAGCAAGCAGAGGCUCGCCCGGUGCAAAGUGAUACAAUGGGCGUGGAGCAGCAUCUGCUCAGUGUUCCUGAGCUGAGCCACCAGCUGGCUGAGAGCUACCUGCUGAGCUGCCUCUACCUGCAGGAGAUGCUGCAGUACAAGCAGCAGAACCAUGGCAAGUUCUGUGUGAUGACGUGCAGCAGCUGCUUUGUACUCGCCGUGGUUGGACAUUAUGUACCAGGAAUCAUGAUCUCUUAUAUCAUAGGCCUGAGCGUGCUGCUGUGGCCGCUGGUGGUCUACCACGAACUGAUCCAGCGGAUGUACACGGGCCUGGAGCCAAUCCUGAUGAAACUGGACUACAGCAUGAAGGGAGAAACCGAGCACCGCAAGCACGACAAGAGGAAGGUGAAGAAAGAGAUGGAAGAGGGGGACGAGCCCAGAGCCGAAACAGAGAGUGAUAGCGAGGAGGAGCUGUCUCUGUUUGCCCCAACGGUGGAUGUGAAGACGACGGCUCUGGCGAUGGCCAUCACUGACUCUGAGUUGUCGGACGAGGAGGCGUCCAUCUUGGAGAGUGGAGGCUUCUCCGUGUCCAGAGCCACCACUCCUCAACUCACCGACGUGUCCGAAGAUCUGGACCUGCAGAGUUUACACAGCGAACCAGAGGAGUCCUACCUCCGAGAUCUCCCCGAGUUCCCCUCAGUGGAGGAGUUCCCGUCCAUCGAGCACCACCUGCUCCACUUCCCCCUGCGAGCUCCCAGUCAGGUGGACGGCGCCCAGGCUGGUGCUCAGGCGGAGGGAGAACUGCUGAGCCCGGCCAGCCUCCUCAUCCAGCACCUGGCGUCCCCCCUCCACUUUGUGAACACGCACUUCAACGGACACGGACGGCCACCCGGGGGUGAAGAGGGCAUGUUGCCAGCGACCGGCCCACGGGAGGAAGCAGGGAGUCGGGAGGAGGAAGAGGAGAAGGAAGCUGCCGUGACCCAGGGUGCACAGCAGUCCCUGGAGGCCUUGAGCGAGGAGAUCGUGAGCACGGCCAUCUCCACCGUGGUGCAGAACACUCUGUCGGCGCUGCUGUCGUCCACCGAGGCCAGUGAGGAGCCCCCCCUGGCCGAGUUCCUCCCCACCGAAACCCCCCCGGGCGCUUUGGAGACCUCCGACCCGCCCACCAACACCACCGCGGACACUACAGUCACCACACUAGGGCCGCUGGGGCCUGAAGAAGAACUGGAUGAGGCGAUCACGAUAAUCACCAGCACCAGCGAGGAGGCGCAUGACGACACACUGGUCGGGACCGAGGAGGAGGACUUUGAGCUUCUGGACCAAAGUGAACUGGAGCAGGCGGACGAGGAGCUGGACAUCAGCUCUGACAGACGGCCGGUGGGCGGAGCUCUGGACACGCCCCCAUCUCCUCAGCAUCAACCGCAGUCAUAGCUUCUCUAUCCCCCCCACCCCCCUUCCCACCUCCUACUGUUUUGUUUUUAUUCGUUUGUUAAAACUACAUUAUAUUCAUACUGCUAUAUACAAAACAUUUAUCAGAGAGUUUGGUAUUAACCGUUGGUUGUUGAUAGGCGGAGGAUGGGUGAGAUUACUCGGUUCGUUCUGUUCUCACAGCCUCACCUCACCGGGUUCAGCUCGGCCUCGGUGGUCCGGGACCAUGACACUGUCGGGACCAGCAGCUUCUGUCAGGCUUGUUCUGUUCGCUUAAAUACAAAAGAUCCAGACGCAGAAUCGUCGUUAAUGCAUCUACUGUGGCGUCACACCGCCGGCUGAGCACAGGUUAUCCUUGUAUCCGCAUUUUAUAUUGACUUCUGCUUUAUUUAGCGUUUGCUUUGAGCAAAGUUCUUACUGCGUCAUGACAAAUCUCGAUGCCUUUUGUUUUCUACCUUGGCCGAGCUGAACCCUUCAACCUUGUUUUCACACAGACGUUUAUCGAAAUGGAUUUAUGAAGAGUUGAAAUGUUGGAAUAUAUGACUAUUAAUAACUAUUAAUAUAUAUACUAUAAAUUAUUUAAUUUAAUGGUCAGUUAAAGCUUUUUUCCUGAAAUGGAGUUAAUUUCUUUCCCUUCAGUUGCCCAUGAUUGAUGAUAAGCGUAUUAAUGAUGACGCCAUGGACAUC